CCCGGGCUCCUGCGUGACGUCACUUCCGCCCUCCACUCAAUCUGUGUUUACAUACUAAGCAAGCUGUGAGAGAGCGCCCCCCAUCACACAGGAGGGGACCCCGAGACUACAGGACAGGACCCCGAGCCCAGCCUGCAGCUAUGAAGGGAACAACUACUGAAAUGUUGGAAGAUGAAACUACAGGGACAGAUGAAGAAGAGGUCCCAACCCCCACUGAGGAACCUGCAGAUUCUCUGAAGGACCACCCAGACCCCCCUGUUGGUGUCAUCUGGAGAGUCACAGGAGGACUAUUCAGCAUAACAAGAGGAGCUGUCGGGGCCACUCUCGGAGGUGUAGCUUGGGUGGGAAGCAGGAGCUUAGAGCUGACAAAGACCGCUGUUACCAGUGUGCCGGCUGCUGGUUUAGGACUGGUUAAAGGAGGAGUUUCUGUAGUGACUGGUGGAGUUGGAGCUGUCGGAUCUGCUGUUGCCAGCAAAGUGUCCUUUGUCCCCAAGAAAAAGGACAAGUUUGAUUAAUUGCAUUACUUCCUUUUCCUUGUCUUCUCUAAUAAAUCACAUCAGGAAGAACGUUCCUCCUUGUACAGGUCCCAGUUGUCAGCGGUUGAUCACCUGUAGUAUGUCAUGACUACCUGAAGGACUGCUUCACAACCUACUCAAAGUAAAUCUAUUGUAGAAGCAAAAUAGAUGCCCCUACAGAAGCAAUAUCAAGUCAAUGGUGGACAUUUUAGGUUAGAGUGUAAUUUUAUUAGAACAAAGCAUUGUGUUGCCAUAUCAGUCCUUGGCAAUUUCCAAUCUCCAACCAAUUAAUGAUGACUGUGUGGUGUUUUUUUGGCUGGGAUAAUGGGUAGGCACUAGAGGCAGAUGCCUAAGGCACAAUGGCUUUCCCUACCAGUAUAUUUAUGUCUGUGUUCAUCUACAAGAUCUUUCAAUUUGUUAUGUCACUAUAAGAGAGGACUCAACCUAUACAAUAGAUGGUUAUGGUCAAUAAACAUAAAUACUGUGACUUAUACUAUUA
Hyla sarda is the source of this 1014-nucleotide messenger RNA. RefSeq names its product transmembrane protein 263-like. NCBI's taxonomy places the organism in Eukaryota, Metazoa, Chordata, Amphibia, Anura, Hylidae. The coding region runs from base 141 to 515 and encodes 124 amino acids. The transcript is spliced from 3 exons. The record is from RefSeq and is a predicted model, not a curated record.